AUGACCAAACGGAGAUUGAGUCUUGCCUUGCCGGUGUAUCAACAUUGCGGCGGUAUUCCGGCCGGACAAAUCGACGAGACAACUCAGACACACGUCACCCGAUUGGACACCCCGCCCAUAGUCAGUGGCGGAGCCGGGGGCCAUGCGAUCGCAGAGAGUGGGGGCGAUGUCAUCCUCUGUAUGGAUCGGGAGCAACGGUUUUCGUGGGGAGAGACGCAGGAGAUUGACACUGGUGCCUGUAUCAGUAUAUCCCCAUCCCCCACAUCCAUUCGCUUUCCAGAAAUCCUCCAAACUCUGGCCGCCAAGCAUGGCACCCUGACAUGGCACCAAGAAUACGUCACAGAUUCUGGGCAGCUUCCAAUCUCGACCCGCGGACGCCGUGUUCGCUUACAUCAUUUCUGGAUUCCUGGUCUGCGCUGGGUGUGCUAG
Molecule: messenger RNA, 429 nt
Organism: Penicillium psychrosexuale
Lineage: Eukaryota; Fungi; Ascomycota; Eurotiomycetes; Eurotiales; Aspergillaceae
Exons: 2
Coding region: 1-429 (142 amino acids)
Source: RefSeq, a predicted model, not a curated record